Molecule: messenger RNA, 11129 nt
Organism: Scleropages formosus (Asian bonytongue)
Lineage: Eukaryota; Metazoa; Chordata; Actinopteri; Osteoglossiformes; Osteoglossidae
Gene: mast4
Product: microtubule associated serine/threonine kinase family member 4
Exons: 31
Coding region: 249-7748 (2499 amino acids)
Biological process (GO): intracellular signal transduction; peptidyl-serine phosphorylation; cytoskeleton organization
Molecular function (GO): protein serine/threonine kinase activity; magnesium ion binding; ATP binding
Source: RefSeq, a predicted model, not a curated record
GGAGGUCCAACCUGUGGGUUCGCCGCAGUUUUAUCGGGCAGCGCUGCGAUGGUUGCUCGCCGUACGGGAGCUCAGUUCAGUCCGAAUCCGGCUUAUUCGCCACACGUGUGUCUGCAGUACAGGAUGAGCGCAGGAGUCGGGAGGCGUGUGGACGUCUCUCGGCGGACACACUGAGCCUCUGAGCGACUUUGUCACUCAUUUGUGCGGGAUUAUUGUGUCGCACGGACUCGGAGCGUAACUGGAGAGAAAUGGAGAGGAAAGUUGCGAAGAGGUCCGAGAGCGGCGGCAGCGGCAGCGGCGACGGGAGCUUCAGCUUGGAGAAGCUGUCCGGGGGCGAGACCCAGAGCGCCGAUGCGCCCUUGGUUCCUGGGACUCGGGACAGCGAUGGGGCCCUUAGUCUUAGACAGUCGUCAUCAUGGCAGUGCGAAACGCGGACGGCGAGAGGCCAAGAAGAGGAGGAGGAGGAGGAAGAAGAGGAGGAGGAGGGUAAAGAAAGACAAGAGUACAGCGAGGAAGAGGAGGACGAAAUGUUGGAUGACAUCCUCUGCCCUCCUUCCAUCCCCUUCCGGAAGUCCAGCAACCCGGAGGUGUCCUAUGGCUCGGCAGUUGCCCUGAAGUUCAAGCGACAGCUCAGCGAAGAUGGGAAGUACCUAAGGCGGGGCAGUCUGGGUGGAGCCCUCACUGGAAAGUAUCUACUUCCGUACGCCUCUCCGCAGCAAGCCUCGUCCCCUGCCACAGAGACCUCCAAUUUGGUGCGCAUGCGCUCCCAGUCCCUGGGCAAGUCGGCCCCGUCACUCAGCGCCAGCCUGAAAGAACUGAGCCUGCCGCGAAGAGGAAGUUUCCUCACUCCGAGAAGCUUGAGCCCAACUCCCACAAGCCCCUGCAGCCCUUGCAGCCCGCUGCACGCAUUUCACUUCUGGAGUUGCAGGACGAGCAACAGGAAAAGCCUGAUUGGGAGUGGACAGUCCACAGGUCUCCCACGGCCCCACUCGCCACUCUCUGCACACACAGGAACCAGCCCCCAAGACAGCCCCAGAAAUUUUUCUCCUAGUGCCUCUGCCCACUUCUCCUUUGCACGAAGUCAUGGCCACAGACCAGACAGGACUGAUGGGCGACGCUGGUCUUUGGCAUCUCUUCCCUCCUCGGGUUAUGGGACAAACACCCCCAGCUCUACUGUCUCUUCGUCCUGUUCAUCACAGGAGAAACUGCACCAGCUGCCGUUCCAGCCCACGCCCGACGAGCUACACUUCCUGUCCAAACACUUCUACACAGAGAGCAUCACGGGGGAGGAGCGCCGGAGGGCGGCGUCCAUGCGUCCGCGCUCCCGCAGCCUCAGUCCUGGAAGGUCUCCAUCCUGCUGUGACCAUGAGAUUAUUAUGAUGAACCAUGUGUACAAAGAGAGGUUUCCAAAGGCCACUGCUCAGAUGGAAGAACGGAUGCAGGAGAUCAUACGCACUAGCUCCCCAGAGAGUGUACUCCCCUUGGCUGAUGGUGUGCUCAGCUUCGCCCACCACCAGAUCAUUGAGCUGGCCCGAGACUGUCUGGAGAAGUCCCGCCAGGGCCUCAUCACCUCCCGCUACUUCUGUGAGCUCACCGACAAGCUGGAAAGACUCUAUCAGGAGUCCACUGAGCGGUCUGAGAGUGCAGAGGUGACCUUCAUCAAGGAGCUUGUGAAGAAGAUCCUCAUUGUCAUCGCUAGACCAGCACGACUCCUCGAAUGUUUGGAGUUUGACCCAGAGGAGUUCUAUCAUUUGCUGGAGGCAGCGGAGGGCCACGCCAAAGAGGGGCAAGGCAUCAAGACGGACAUCCCUCGCUACAUCAUCAGUCAGCUGGGUCUCACCAGGGACCCCCUGGAGGAAAUUGCACAGUUGGCCAGCUAUGACAGCGGCAUCGCCGAAACCCCGGAAACAGAUGAUUCUGUGAGUUCUCAGAGCCUAAGUGCAGCCUUGAGGUCUCGGCGCAAGCCUUGCGGAACAGACUUUGAGAUGAUUAAACUUAUCAGCAACGGCGCUUAUGGGGCUGUAUACCUGGUACGGCACAAGGAGACCAAGCAGCGCUUUGCCAUGAAGAAGAUCAACAAGCAGAACCUGAUCCUUCGGAAUCAGAUCCAGCAGGCAUUUGUGGAGCGUGACAUCCUCACCUUCGCCGAGAACCCCUUUGUGGUCAGCAUGUUCUGCUCCUUUGAGACGCGCCGCCACCUCUGCAUGGUCAUGGAGUAUGUGGAAGGAGGGGACUGCGCUACUCUGCUGAAGAACAUGGGCCCGCUGCCUGUGGACAUGGCUCGCAUGUAUUUUGCAGAGACCGUCCUGGCCCUGGAGUACCUGCACAACUACGGCAUCGUCCACAGGGAUCUGAAGCCGGACAACUUACUGGUGACCUUAAUGGGACACAUCAAACUCACAGAUUUUGGGCUGUCCAAAGUAGGCCUCAUGAACAUGACCACCAACCUGUAUGAGGGACACAUUGAAAAAGAUGCCAGGGAGUUUUUGGACAAGCAGGUGUGCGGGACCCCUGAGUACAUUGCCCCGGAGGUCAUCCUGCGUCAAGGGUACGGGAAGCCUGUGGACUGGUGGGCCAUGGGUAUCAUCCUGUAUGAGUUCCUGGUGGGCUGUGUGCCCUUUUUUGGGGACACACCUGAGGAGCUCUUUGGACAGGUCAUCAGUGAUGAGAUCAACUGGCCGGAGGGGGAGGAUGCUCCACCACCUGAUGCACAGGAGCUGAUCACCCUGCUGCUGAGGCAAAACCCGCUGGAGCGACUGGGCACAGGUGGGGCAUAUGAAGUCAAACACCAUCCAUUCUUCCACAACCUGGACUGGAACGGCCUACUGAGGCAGAAAGCAGAGUUCAUCCCACAGCUGGAGUCAGAAGAUGACACAAGCUACUUCGACACCCGAUCGGAGCGGUACCAUCACCUGGAAACGGAGGAGGAGGACACCAAUGACGAAGACUUCAAUGUGGAACUCCGGCAGUUCUCUUCCUGCUCUCACAGGUUCUCCAAGGUGUACAGCAGCUUGGACUUGUCCCGUGGACAGCUGGAGGAGAAGGGUGAGCAGGAAGAGAAGGCCAAAAGUGGAAGUCCCCUGAACAUUGACUCUCUCAGCUGGACUCCCGAAUUCACGGAGAUGCCUUCCCUGUCCCACUCAUCAGAUGCACAGAACACCAGUCUCAGUCAGCGUUCCGGGGUGCUCCCCAAGUUUGCAAUAUCAGCAGAAGCUGAGGAAGUGGGAGAGCCGCUGGCUCGAGGGGACUCCAGCAAAGUGGCCUUCACCAUCGGGGAACUUCCUGCAGACGAGCCAGAUGCCACUACACCCGGCAGCACUCUCAGUGGCUCCACACUCUCCGGAAGCUUCUCAGAGCACCUGGAUCAGCUCAACUCUCGAGGAGAAGGAGUGGAGAGUCCGGAUAACUCCUCAAAGAUGUCGGGUGACCUGGGCGCCCAUGCUGCAAACCCUGCUUCAGAUGGAGCUGAGAAGUUGAAAGCUGCAAGCAAAGUGCCCAAAUCUGUGUCUGCUGGUGCCCUCUCUCUCAUGAUCCCAGGAGAUGUAGUUGGAGCAUCGCCCCUGUGCAGCCCCUUGUCUCCCUACUCGCUGUCCUCGGACCCCUCCUCCAGAGACUCAUCACCUAGCAGGGACUCAUCGCUCUGUGCCGGCAGCCCCCAGCAGCCCAUUGUUAUCCACAGUUCUGGGAAGAAGUUUGGCUUCACGCUGCGGGCAAUACGUGUAUACGCCUGCGAUAGCGAUGUCUACACCGUCUACCAUAUGGUCUGGAAUGUGGAGGAACGUGGUCCUGCUCACAUGGCUGGGCUGAAGGCUGGUGACCUCAUCACUCAUGUCAAUGGAGAGUCUGUCCAUGGGCUGGUGCACACAGAAGUAGUGGAGCUUCUGCUUAAGAGUGGGAACAAGGUGGCCAUUUCUACCACACCAUUUGAGAACACUACCAUUAAAACUGGUCCAGCCAGAAGGAACAGCUAUAGAAGUAAGAUGGUGCGACGAACAAAGAAGCCAAAAAAGGAAAAGACACAGGAAAGGAGGCGCUCUCUGUUUCGGCGCUUUGCCAUGCAACCCUCCCCACUCCUCCACACCAGCAGGAGCUUCUCUUCUCUCAACCGCUCUCUUUCUUCUGGGGAAAGUCUCCCAGGCUCCCCAACACACAGCCUGUCUCCCCGAUCCCCAACAGCAGCCUUCCGCUCCACUCCAGACUUCAACCAGUCAGGUGGAACCUCUUCGCAGAGCAGCUCCCCAAGCUCCAGUGCUCCAGAUUCUCCAGCAGGUUCAGGCCACAUACGUCCCAGCACCUUGCAUGGAUUGGGUCCCAAGUUAACAGGCCAGAGACUGCGCCAGGGCCGCCGAAAAUCAGCAGGCAACAUCCCUUUAUCACCCCUGGCCCGCACACCCUCCCCAACCCCACAGCCCACAUCACCUCAGCGCUCCCCUUCCCCACUCUUGAGUCACUCUCUAGGAAGCUCCAAAACGACCCAGACCUUCCCUGCCAAAGUGCACUCUCCACCAACAAUUGUCCGCCACAUGGUACGGCCCAAAAGUGCUGAACCUCCACGCUCACCUCUUCUCAAAAGGGUCCAGUCAGAAGAGAAACUCUCUCCUUCCUACACUGGUGACAAGAAACAUCUGUGCACCCGCAAGCACAGCCUGGAGGUGACACAGGAGGAAGUGCAGGGAGAACCCAUCUCUAAAGACAACACUUUGCAGAGCUUGGAAGAGACAUCCUGUGAGACCCCAGCUGUUACUCGAGUGCGACCUGCCGAGCAAGGAUGCCUGAAGCGGCCUGUCACUCGGAAGGUGGGCCGGCAGGAGUCGCUUGAUGAGCUGGACAAAGACAAGCUGAAGGCCAAGGUUGUGAUGAAGAGGCAAGACUGGACAGAAAGGCGGGAGUCCCUGCAGAAGCAGGAUGCCCUGCAGGAUCCCGAGAUCACCUAUGCCAGACCCCUGGGCAGCUCUGAGGCACUUCCAUCAGAUAGCAAGCCCUCGGGUGCCACCCUGAAAGAUGCACUGUACAAGAAGCUGAACACGCGGGCAAGUGAGAGCGUCAUUGAGCCACUGGGCAAGUGCAAUGACUCUGUGCCCACUGUCAACGAAAGCAUCAGGUCGCCAUCCACUCAGAGUGCCCAGGAAUGGAACUCUCAGAAAGCAGAGAGAUCAUUGUCUAGGCAGAUAAAAGAGGCAGGGAAACCUGAAAGGCUCGAUUUCAAGGCACCCAACAUUGAGUUUGCCAGGAAGAGGCAAUCGUUUGAAGAGAGGGAGGACUGUAUAUGUAGAAUCUCUCCCACCAUCCAUGAAGGUCUCCACCUCAGUGCAACGAGAUCCAAAAGUCUACAGCUGGAUUCCAGUAUAAUUCUGGAUCAUGUGAAGGGUUCAGCAAGCAGUCUAAAUAGCAUGUCAGUUAUUAAUACUGAAGCACUGGCCCCUAAACUCCUCAGUGGCAGAGGUGAGACUGCUGUGGAAAAGCUCCAGAUGAUAUCAUCUGCUGAAGGGCCCAUCCGGAAGACUUCUUCUGAGUACAAACUGGAAGGUCGGCAUGUCUCUUCCCUUAAACCUCUGGAGGGAACUCUGGACAUUGGCAUGCUAUCUGGACCCAGGGCAUCUAAAACAGACACUUGUAUCUCCAAGAUAGCUGAGAGUCAAAAUAGUAUGAUUUCUGGAACACUGGAGCGACAGCAGGCUCAUGGGGAGAAACUGCCAUCCACUCAGCAGAAAUCCACAGAAAGGCAGAAGAGCACCACAGCUGUUGUGAACCAGGGACCCUCAGUGGUACUGGGUUCUAAAGACCCUAUCAAAGAGGAUUCUGCUGCUGCAAAGGACAGUUUUGGACACAUGGUUGUAAAAUGCAGUAGCAUAAAUAACAAGAACACAGUUGAUCAUUCUGAUGCCAUAAACAGUGCUGUGAAGAUGGAGGUUGCUGAUGUCAUUGGAAAAUCCUCCACGAAAGCAAGUCCAUCUAUGGUACAUGAUUUGAGAGCUACUCGCGCAAGUGCACAUCCUUCAUGUGGGAGAACCCCUUCAAUUAGAGAGGCCAGCAAUGAAGAUCAAGAGGAUGAGCUUGAGAAACCUCAGGAAGCACUUGCUUCCCAGCUUGAGGGCAACAAUGGACCUUCACAAAAGUCUAUAACUAAAAACCCUAAACCAGGAAGUCCCAAAAGGGUCAUGCCAGAGAUCCUUUUGGUAAAUAAAUCUGCAACUGAACAGCAAUCAGAUCCAGUCAAACGAAGCAGUGAUUCAAAGUCAGAUUUGAUCCAGAGUCUGAAGUGCACUGAAAAGGAUAAACAAUCCACAGCCCAGAGCCUCCUGUUGCCUUCUCCAUUACCAGCCUUUGGCGUUGUGAAACAGGCAGCUGCAGAGCCAUCAUCAGAGCCACCUAAAAAAUCCACAGGUGGCCUGGACAAACCUAAUGCAGUGCAAAGGAUCUCCUCUGUUUCAUCUGUAGGCUUACCAGAUGUCAGCCGAGCCAGUGCUCAGGUUCCAAGGGAACAGCUUGCUGCUGUCAAAGUUCAUAGCUCAGAUAAGCCCCAGACAGGAGCUCCGGUCUCAAAGGAGGACAUUAGUCUUGCAACUGUGCCUACAGGAAAAGAUAUUAAAACCUUCAAGAUCACUGGAGACAACAUCUUGGAAGCCAUGAAGACCAUUCCAAAAGUUGACAUGAAAUGCAAUAAGUUAAAGGAUGCAAAUGGUGCAAAUGCAAAGGCUGAUGCUGCACAAGGGUGUGAUCAGAAGAGGGACAGUCCUGCUGCUGGCAACCUUGUGGUUGCAAGCAGCACAUCAAAGCUCAGCAUUGCUCCUAGUAUGCCAAAAAUAAUGAGCAACACUGGUAAGAUUGCAGACAAUGAGCAGGAACUGCUCAAGCACAGACCUGUGGAGAAAAUUCUGAUGAAACGGGCCACUAGUAAAUCUGGUUCAUCUGAAACAGGAAGCUCAAACCUGAAGAAUCAGAGAGAUGAUUCCAAAACGGAGAUGAUCUCUUCUGUACAGACAGCAAAGCUGUUACAAUGUGUCACCUUUAGUGAAACACAGGUCCCCCCGAAUCCCCAAAUUUCCACCAAAGUUAAGCCAAGAGUGGAAGUCCUCCCUGUGUCUUUGCCUAGCGGAAAAGCAGUGGAGAGCCCUGGUAAACACGAGGGGAAGACUUCCGACUUGCCAGUUAGUCAGUCAGUUCGGCAAGGUGUGAAUGUAAAGCAAAAAGAACAAAUGUCUGUCAGCGCGAGCAGACUUCAGAUUCAGAAAGAGUGUGCGAAACAGACCGGUGUUCAAAUGACAUCUCCUCCUAGUGCUUCUCCACCUGUGUUGCCUGUGCCAGCAGAGAUGAGAAAAGAAGCACAAAAUCACAAAGAGCCACUUCUGGCCAAGGUUAGUACAAGCACAGCAGAUGAGAGGACAGUCGCAGCUUCCAAGGAGGAGCAGGCAAAGCAGCGUACUCAAAGCACUAGGCCAGAGCCCAAGAGCCAAACAGUCAGCAGGGAUGUUGUCGCACAGAGCGCUACAGUUAAACCCGAACCGAAAUGCGCACCGUUGGAAACUCGGCCGGGACACUCGGAGAAGUCAGCUCCUCCUAGGCAGGAACAAACUGAACACAAAAAAAAGGAGAAGGCUCUUGAGCAAACCCCCCCAACUAAAAGUGUGCGAAAAGAUUCAGCAAAAACUGCAGCUUUGACGAGCGAUAGCACUGUGUCAGAGAAGGAUUCUGCACGACACAAGGCUGCCAAGGAACCGGCACGUGGCUUCUGCCACAAAAAAUCAUAGGAGAUACACGAGAGGUAGAUAAGAGUUCCACUGCCUCGUGUCGGGGGAAACGAGUCCAGUAUGUUUGGUUUGAUGCACAGUAUUGUUCUAAUUUGGUAGGAGAAAAUGUUUCUUUCCAUAUGCCUUCAUUUCUGAGAACCGGUGAAGCUGUUACCACAGUAUUUGAACAGCAUGAGGUUUGCGUGUGUGUAAGCGUGUAAGAAAUCUAUCAUUAUGUUUGUUUUAUGUGUGCGUGUGAAUAUAUUGGUGAAGGGAUUUGCACUGAAAAUUGUCUAAAAAAGAAUAUCAAAUGUAAGACUGAAUGUAGAUGUCCUGAUUUGCUGCUGAUAUGAAUUGUUCACCAAAAUGUUUCAUUGUUAAUGUUUCUUGCUCUGUGGUCAUUUCAGAAGUACUUCUCAGCAGGGGCAGAAAAAGUUAAAUCGGUGUUAUAGGGUGAGGCGACAUUGCAUUUGUUCACAGCAGUAGUUUGUGUAGUCACUACAUUGAGAAACUGGGACAGGCAUGCUCAAGGUUUGAACUGUUUGUACCAGUUUGUACCGGGGGUGGUUUUUAACUAACGCUCUCGGAUCAGUUGUCGACCUGAUACCUAGGAUCCCCAGAAACUGGCGGUGAUUUUCACCUGCAUUUUAUGAAUGGUAAAUCCUAUUAGAUUCAAAAGGCAAUACUAUUCGUUUCUUCAUUUAAAACUGCUUACCUGCAUGUAAAUUGAAGCCCUCCAAGCCAUUAUUCAACGUUUAAAACAGUAUAUCAUCCAUGCUGAUAAAGUGCCAAGGAUUCAUCAUGCAAAUACCAGAAAGAAAACAUCACCAAAUCUUUUUGAGUAGAAUUGUUUUCAAAGAAUGUGAGUGCGCAAUUUUUGUUUUGGGUAGUGGUGCACAGAAGGCAUGCACUGAGUACUGUGCUUCUCACCUAGAACUAUUAAAUAUAGAAUCAUCUUAUGGUUCUGAAGUUUCAUGGAGUCGUAUCUAGUGGAAGGGGCCUUACGCUUUCGUGGGUACUACAUCUGCUGUUUUUAGCAGGUUUGGGUGACGUUCACAUUCCUUUUCACAUCUCUUUACAUUUCUAAAAGUUUAAUUUUUAUGCAAACCCUGUAAAUAUGACAAAAUUAACUGUAAAAAAGGGGGUAAAUGGGCUUAAUUCAAAUGUGAGUGUUUGUUAUAUAUGUAUAUAUUUUGCUAGGUUAUAUGUUUGUAUACUUUAAGAUAUGUAAUUAGUUUGGAAUCAUUUUUGUCUGCUUCUCAUCUCUUCUCAAAUAAGCUAAGGCGAUGACAACACAUGCCGAUAAAAGGCACUGGGCAACACGAGUAUCAUAUCUCCAAACUUUUAAGACAGAAUAAGGGGUUUUUUUCUACUUGAAGUCACAGAAACUAAACUAAUUUUUGAACCUUUCCACAGAAAAAAUGUAGCUUUAACAUAGCAGUCAGAUACUUAUCUGGACUGUUCUGUCCUGAUGGUGAUGUAUUGUGAAACCUGUGUCUUUAGUGUAACCCUUGCAUACAUAACCUUAGCUAAGGAUAGUAUAAUAUGCAGUGCAAAGGAAGAAAACCCAAGACUGCAAAGUGAAAUGCACAGUAUGUACUGAAUUGAAGGAAAAUCUAUUGGAAUUUUUUUGUAAUCUAAAAUUGAGGGUGUUGAGAAAUUCCUGUUGAAACUUGUAUUGGUCGAGAUACACAAAACUAAAAAACCACUACUGGUUAUGAAUGAAGAGGCAUUUGUAGCCUGAGCUUUUUGCAAAUGAAAAAGACAAUCAGACUUGCAGGAGAGCAGGUGAUUUAGGCCACGUGUUCUAGCAUAUGGAAUAAAACUUAAAAAACAAAAAAAAAAAAAAAAAAAAAACAAAAAAAAAACCCAGUCUUUGUGACAAAUUGGAUGAAUACAGUCAUUUAGUCUCAUAACUGGUCAGUGCAAACUGAUUUAUUAGUAACGCAUUAGAAACGUUUAGAGAAAAGGAUAUGCAUGCACUAUGUACACUUCUUGAUAGCCGUGCACUUGUAGUCCUGUGAUAUACAUAUUCAAAUUAAAGUAUUAACUUUAUUUUCCUUUUUAUUUGUUAUGCUAUAUACAGUGUAACACCUUUAUACAUAGUUUUGACAUUCCUGUUGGAAGCUUCUCCUGCUGACAUUUGCACAGAUUCUUUGGUUACGUAACAGUACAUUUAUAGUGUGCUUGCAUCUUCAUUUUUAGGGAGUUGAUUUUACAAAACAAGUGUGACAGUAUGCAACCCUUUCUCUAGUACUGUUAAGCAACCUGAAAGUAACCAUUUCUGUCUGCCUUUGAUCUAAAGAAUAAGUGCGAUGCAGCAUGUACAUGUUUAUCCAUCUUUUAUGACUGAUGACAUUGGCUGCAUCUGUUCAAACACCUAUUUUAUAAAUGGUUUUCCUGCAAGGCUGUAGAAAAACAAUAUGAAGCUUAAGUGUGUAUUUGUAUACACUUAAUGUUAACCAGAUAGUGAAAUACAGUAAACCAUAUUUGCAAUUAUAUCUUCUCCAUUAAGUGAGUGAACUCUUACUGUAUCUUGCUAAAGUAAAUUAUAAACGUAGAGUACAACUUUUAGAAAUAGCAUACUUUAGGAAUGCACGGUUUAAAGAAAAUGUCAGUAACCGUCUGCGCAGAAUUUAAAAUUAACAAGAUCAGUUUUAUUAUUACCAUUAAAUUUUACAGGACAGAAUUAAAAUGUUUUGUGUUUUACAGUAUCUGUUCUACAAUGUCCAUGGGACAAAAUGCACCUUAACAAAACUCUCCACCCCCACCCAACAACACACAUACCAUCCUCCCCUCAGAUACUGUACAUUUGAUAUGAUAUUUUAAAAAGAACGUUAGAGUUGAAGAGAGCAGAAAAAUAUGAGGUUUGUUAUGUCUUUAUCAUGUAUAGCUAUAUUAUCAGUACCAUAAAUAAGUGAGAUUUUAAGUGAGAGGAAACUUGUUUUUCCCCAAGGCAGGUGGACCGUCUAAAUCGUUAAGAAGCACAUUUGCCAUUUUGUUUACAAAUGCUUCAUGGAUGUAUAUUUGACACACUGUGUUAUUCAUUUGCCAAAUCUGUGUGCUACGUCAUGACCUGUACGUGGUGAUAGUGUAGUUUGUGCCUCACUGUCCCUGCCAGCUCUGCUGUAAAGACUGUCGACGUGUGAUAGCCAGUUCAAGUCUUCGUGUAAACCGGUUUGUCUAGUUCUGUAUGGGUUUUUUUUUUCCUGUUUUUGUUUUGUUCAUUUUUUGUGAACUAGUAUUAGAUUAAAUUACUAAGGUUUGUCUUUAGGAUCUGUGCAAUAAAGAAGUGUUUGCAUUUUUGUAUUUUUGCCCAUGGAAAGCUCUAUGGAUGUCAUAGAUGUAUAUUAAACAGAUAUUUAUACUUCUAAAGUGGCAUAACACUAAAAAAAAAAUAAA